AUGUCAAAAAGGUAUCCGGGUCGAAAAAAUACGCAAAGAGCGCCUAAAAAACUUACAAGCGAUGGUGAUGAUUCCAAUGAUAAUGAUGGGGAAGAUUUGCUUAAAAUCUUCAAAGCUUUUCACGAACGUAUGGAAAAAAAGACCAUAAAUAAACAAAAACAUUUAUCAGCUGAAUGUGACAAAACCAUUCAACACGUGUCACAAUUAGCCAAUGAACUGAUUUUACGUCAAAAGAAAGAAAUGUAA
Molecule: messenger RNA, 246 nt
Organism: Funneliformis caledonium
Lineage: Eukaryota; Fungi; Glomeromycota; Glomeromycetes; Glomerales; Glomeraceae
Source: the annotation of a GenBank genome assembly